Messenger RNA from Gigantopelta aegis, 2165 nucleotides. Its product is annotated as dolichyl-diphosphooligosaccharide--protein glycosyltransferase 48 kDa subunit-like. Bases 9 to 1316 code for a protein of 435 amino acids. NCBI's taxonomy places the organism in Eukaryota, Metazoa, Mollusca, Gastropoda, Neomphalida, Peltospiridae. The transcript is spliced from 11 exons. Gene Ontology annotation, cellular component: oligosaccharyltransferase complex; endoplasmic reticulum membrane. The record is from RefSeq and is a predicted model, not a curated record.
GAAGAAGAAUGGAAGUCAUGAGGGUGUCCGUUCUUUUCAGUUUUAUUUUAUUCUGCAGCGUUAAUGCCGGGAACAAACGCACGUUGGUUCUAGUAGACAACUGGUCGAUUAGAGAAACACACUCAACGUUUUUCAGAACGCUGCGAGACCUGGGGUUUGAGCUGACAUUCAAAACAGCUGAUGAUGCUGGGUUGGCCCUGGUGAAAUAUGGAGAGUUCCUCUACGAUAACCUUGUAUUGUUUUCACCAUCCGUCCAAGACUUUGGUGGCUCCAUUGACAUUCCAGCAAUAACAAGUUUCAUUGAUGGAGGAGGAAAUGUUUUGGUAGCAGCAAGUUCUUCAAUAGGUGACCCAUUACGAGAACUGGCCACGGAGUGUGGGGUGGAGUUUGAUGAAGAGAAGACUGCCGUCAUUGAUCACCUCAACUACGACAAGGAUGACACUGGACACCACACUUUGAUUGUGGCCGAUAGUGCUCACUUGCUGGAUGCUCCGAUGAUCGUGGGCACGAAGAACACAUCUCCUUUACUGUUCAGAGGAGUUGGUAUGGUGGCUGACCGGGAAAAUCCUCUUGUUCUCAGUAUUCUUCAUGCAUCUUCAACCGCGUACUCUCACAACCCGAAUGAGAAGAUUGAGGAGUUUCCACAUGCCGUUGGUAAGAACACGCUGUUGAUUGCUGCGCUGCAGGCGAGGAACAACGCACGAGUUGUCUUUUCGGGCUCCAUAGACUUCUUCAGUGAUGAAUUCUUUCACUCGGCUGUGCAGAAUGCCAUUGGUGGAAAGAAGUUUGACAAGUCUGGUAACCAGGAGCUUGCACUGAACCUUGCUCGCUGGGUGUUCAAAGACAAGGGUGUACUCCGGGUGGGGCCCGUCACUCACCACAAGGUGGGCGAAUCAAAACCACCAACCGCUUACACCAUUAUGGACGAAGUCUAUUAUGACAUUGAGAUUGAGGAGCUGGUCAAUGGAGAAUGGAAAUACUUCAAAGGAAAUGACGUUCAGCUGGAGUUUGUGCGCAUUGACCCAUUCGUUCGCACAACUCUCAGUCACAAAGGGGGGAAGUUCUACAAAAAGUUCAAGUUGCCCGACGUAUAUGGCGUCUACCAGUUCCGCGUCGACUACAACCGAGUGGGAUAUACGCACCUGUUCAGUACAACUCAGGUGUCUGUACGCCCGCUAGAACACACCCAGUACGAGCGGUACAUCCCGUCAGCCUACCCGUACUAUGUUAGUGCUUUCUCCAUGAUGUUUGGAGUCGUCCUCAUCAGCCUUGUUUUUCUCCACUACAAAGAUGAUCCCAAGGAGAAGAAAGAAUAACACAUUUCACAUUUCUAGCUUUAUAUAUGUGUUGUAAUGAUUAGUUUGGUACCAUAUUGGACUACAAUCAAGGUGAUUUUUGAUAAUCAGGCUUAUAAAACUUUGAGAGUCUAGAUUCGAGACUUCAAAGAGUCCGAGACAGUAAUGUCAUGGCAACUCAAUACAAAUUGUGUGUGUGUGUGACGUCAUUAGAGAUUGAGUCUGGACUCUAAAAGUUUUAUUAGCAUGGGCCCAGGUCUCAAUUUCACGAAGCAUUAUUAACAUAUUUUCGUAUGUAAAUGUAAAUCUGUGACAAAACUACAAUCCUUAUUACUGCUAACGGUACAACUAUAUUGUUUGAAAUUUGCAACUUAAUUUUGUCUUUAAAAUGCUUCUUGAACAAUGUGAUUUUCUGUGUGAAUUAGAUGGUAAACGUGUGUAAACAUGUGACUGGUAUAACUGAUAAUUGCACAUAAACUUGUGAUGUUUUGUUUAAUGGGGGCCCCUGUAUCGUAAGUUAAAAAUAAAAGUUACUAUGUGUACUUUUCGAUAAAUUUUGAACUUUGUGCUUGAUUGUUAAGAAAAUAUUGCCUAUAACUUACAAAAAAACCAAAAUAAAUUGUGAACUAUGUAUGGGUUUAAUUGUGUGUGUUGAAAUUUAAUAGCCAUUUCCAAUUUGACACACAAUGUUGUAUAACUACUUAAAAUCUCAGUAUUGCAUCCUCAUCAAACAUAUUUUAAAAAGGGAAAAACAAGAAUACAGCGGAGCUGUAAUGUAUAGUUGAUUAACAUUCCAUCACUUUUAAUUGUUCAUUGUUCACUCUAGAGCAUUCUGUUUAUUAAUGUAAUAAAGAACUUGUUACAAUAUAA